UGUCUUCAUUCGAGGAAUGCUAUCUUACUGUGCUUAAAAAGAACUCAAACAAAAUGCUAGGUUGUGAUAAGAUUACAGCAGUUUUUAAUCUAGGUGAAUUGCGAUUCCAAUAUCAUUCCCUGUCCAGGUUUCAACAGUGUCGUUCAUCAGAUUACAGAAUGCCAGCAUACAGGUGGCUUAGUCGUUCGGCGGGAUUGCCAGUACCCGAAACAGCUAUCGUCGGUGGACGUGACAUAGACGGAAGUACUAUCUAUGUUGGCAAAGCUUACCAUGAAGGUGACCUACUUCCGGCAAAAGUCAUUCCCGAGAAAAAUGUUGCUUAUGUUUGUCACAACGGCGAAGAACAUCCCAAAUCUGAGUUCGAGGUAUUGUGCCAAAGCGAAUACGCAUGGGAAUUUUGCAGUAACGGAUCCAUUCCUGCCGAUGCCGUAGUUGGUGGAGAAACAUGCGACGGAGAGACACUAUACAUUGGCCGUGUUCUUCACAAAGGUUCUCAAACCGUUGGCAAGGUACAACCCAGCCACGGCUGCCUUUAUAUUCCUUUUGAUGGAGAAGAAUUGUCUUUCAAGGACUACGAAGUCCUUACUGUUCGUUGAAAUAUUUGAACAUUUUUGCCAUUCAUUCCAAUAUAAUAUGAAACAAUUAACGCUAAAGAAUGAGCUAAUAUAUUGUUAUCUUAAAGUUUGAUUUAUAAAUAAAUACAAUCAAUCAAGGAA
Molecule: messenger RNA, 716 nt
Organism: Vespula vulgaris
Lineage: Eukaryota; Metazoa; Arthropoda; Insecta; Hymenoptera; Vespidae
Exons: 4
Coding region: 54-596 (180 amino acids)
Source: RefSeq, a predicted model, not a curated record